Schistosoma spindalis is the source of this 570-nucleotide messenger RNA. The record is from the annotation of a GenBank genome assembly. NCBI's taxonomy places the organism in Eukaryota, Metazoa, Platyhelminthes, Trematoda, Strigeidida, Schistosomatidae.
AUGUUAUUGGAUUAUAGUGUAUUAUGUAAAUAUCAAUUAAUCAAGGAACAAAUCAAUUUCCAUGGAAUAUAUCAUCCAUUUAAAGAUGAUAAUCAUAAUUUUAAAGUUUGGAAACAAUCAUCAUUGAAACAUAAAUGGCAUAAUACAUUACAACAAUAUAUGAAAUAUUAUGUAAAACAAUGUAAUCCAAGUAUUACUAUAACAAGACCAUAUUUCAAUAAUACACUAAAUGUAAAGAUUUCUAACAAUAAAGAUAUUCAAAGUAUAUUUAAAGUAUGGUCAACUAAAUCUAAUCCUUAUAAUUGUGUUGUUUAUGAUUGUUUAUCCUAUAAACAGUUAGUUACUCAUGAUACUAGAAAUAUUGCUUGUUCAAUUGGUGAUUGUAAGAAGCAAACUAAUUCAGGCAAUAUUAUACUAUGUUACUAUUUACCAGUAGUAAGUGUGAACAAUCGACCAGAUAAAGCCUAUGAAGAUGAAUCAAAUACAAAUUCUUAUCCUGUAACAACUGAAGUUCCUCCAGAAACUACUUCUUAUAUGCUCGAUCAUGGACGAUGUGAAUGUAUUUGUUAG